UAGUUUUUUCUUUUCGGCCGAGCAAGUUCGUUUGUGUUACUCCGCGUUGCUUUUUCUCGCGAAAUUCGUCUUGUUAUUGUUAUUAAUAGUUGUUGUCGCGUAUUGUUUCGCCAAUCUUGUUUUUUAACCUGUUCUUAGUGUGUGUUUGUGGGUUUGUGGCGAUUCCAAUGCGAAGCCAAGCCCAAGCCUAUCCCAACAACAACAAGUGCGCGAACAACAGCUGUUCAGUAUAUUUUUCGCCCUUAAAAAUGCAAAUGCAAAGUUGAUACAAUGAGAACGGGCGAUAAAGUAGGAGGAAAGCUGAAAGAAACAAAAAAUAACCGUUAAAAAGAACACAAACAAAAGCAACAACUGUGAAAGGCAAAGAACGAAAAGCAAAGCAAAAAGAGGAAGAAGAAGAGUUUGCGCAGUCACGUGUGCAGUCGACGUCGGCUGCGGCAGCAGAGGCAGAGGAAAAUUCCCUUGCGGAAAAUUCACAUUCGCGAUGAUGAAGGAAAGCGAGACGAUGAUGAAGCUGUUGAAGAAGGAGCUGAAACCCGCAGCAACAACAACUAGUAGCUGUUAAAAAGAGACAGCCACAGCUUCAAUGUCUGACGAAGUUCCUCUGGGUCGCCUAUCUCAAAUCUUCGAUACAUUGACCAAUCUCCAGCAGCAGCAACACCUGCGUUCUCAAGAGCAACUGCAAUCGCAGCUGCAUCUUCAUACACAGCAGUUGCCUGCAGAGCAGCGAAGAAGAUCAGCCUCCUCAUCGCCAUCGCCAUCGGCCAGUGUCUCUGCCUCGACUUCUGGGCGGGCCACGCCUUGUUUCGGUGUGGCCAGCCCUCUUAAUACACUGCAGUACUACAGCCACUCCCACAACUAUUUGCUGCGGCCGCAAGAUAUCGCCAGCAGUGGCUACCUGCACACCUUUCCAUCGCAUUUGUAUCACCACCACCAUCAGCAGCACCCCCACCAAGUGCACACCUUGCAUCAUCACAGUCAGCCUCCCUCGUUACCCACCAAAUUGAGCGGGGGCGGGGCACGUGGCUGCUUAUCGGGCUCACAAUCGGGAUCACAAUCGGUACAGGGAUCUCCGCUGUUGGCCAAGAGAGCCACCUCUUUUAGUGGUCAAAUACCACUGGCUCAGGGUCGUUUUGCUACCGGAGGAACUGCGUCCACGCCGAAUAGUCCGAGGUUGUUGCCCCGUCGUAUUCCACCUCCACCUCCCAUCCCGGCCAAGCCGAAACAGGUGAAGGCGGAUCAACAGCCGAAGGAUCUUCCGCCAAGGGAUUCGACUGCCACGGUUCAAUACAAUGCAAAUCCGCUCCUGGCAGCUCUGGACGCACCGGAUGCUCCAUGGCCACACUUUUCGACGCUCACCGAGCACCUGGACGUCCACCAGGUGAACAACUACGGACAAGCACUGCCGGAGAUUAAUUGGCAGGAACGAUGUUUGGAGUUGCAACUGGAGCUGCAUCGAUCCAAGAAUCAGGCGGGUCGUAUACGCGAUAUGCUGCGAGAAAAGCUUACGGAUCUGGAGCAACGCGUUAUUGAAGCGGAAGAACGAGCCGAUGAAGCCGAAGAUAAGGUGCGUGCCAUGGAGCAGCGUCUAAGUGAAUGGCCCAAGCCACCGUCCCAACAGCCCCAGCAUCCGCAUUCGCAUCCGCACCAACCAGUGCCCAGUAAUCUGCAAGAACAGCAGACCAGAAGCAAGUCAUCUCCGAGUCAUCAGGUCGGAGGAGCUACGGCACCAGGAUCAGCGGGUUCAAGUGCUCCGCCCACCCAAGAAGCAGAAAAAACCAUUACUUCUCUGGAGAUCCAAGUGGAGGAACAGAGACAACUGCGACUCCAUGACGCACGACAAAUCGAAGCCAAGGCUGCCAAGAUCAAAGAGUGGGUAAACAACAAGCUCCGAGAUCUUGAGGAGCAAAACCAGUUGCUACGUGAGCAGAACGUCAAGUGUAAUCAGCAGUUGGAGCUCCUCAAGAAUCACAUAGCCAAUCAAUCGCAGCGGCAUAGUAUUGUAGGUCCGGUGCGAAACAGUCUUAGCCUAGACGUUCAGGAUUUCGCCGGGUCCGGAUCCAAUCCCGAGCAUCGGAGGAGAAGCGAAAGCCUAGAUCCCCAGGAGAUUAUUGGCCGACCCCUCACUACUUCAUAUCCCCAUCACCAACAUAGGAGAAACCUCUCGAUGGAACCUCAAGAACUGGAACGAAAUCUGGUGGCUGCCGUCGAUGGCCUAUCCCUCGCACCACUGUCAAGCAUCUCCAGCAAAGCUCCCGGAGGAGGAUCAGCUGGAUCGGGGGGAGUUCCCAGACCAGAUAGUUCCGAUACGGAUACAGCCCAUGAUUACGCUGAGAUUUACACUCCAUCCUGCGAAAAGCUACCCGCUUGGAUGAAAAACAAUCCAGCUCUUAUGACCAGUGGCGGGAAUUCCAGCACCACCACAACCACAACCAGUGAACUGGGCGUGCCACGACCACCGACUCCGCCCCUGCAUCGGUUUCCCAGCUGGGAGGCCAAGAUCUACCAAGUGGCCAACGACGGACUGGCGGGAGCUGGAACGGGUACAAGUACCGCGGAGAGUACGGCCAUCCAGGAAACAGAUAUCCAAGAGGGAACGGGAAGCACUCUGUCCAAUGGCCGGCGAUAUGUUCACAGUCAUGGAUCUGGGACUGGGGAUGGGAACGGCACCCUGGGCAGUACACCGGGAACCCCGCUGCCGCCUUCGAGGCAACAACAAACUGCCAGCGGCGGCUUCUGUGAUAUAUCCGUGCCCGUCUACGCAACAGUUAAGGGUCGAGCCUCGCAGAUCCGCUCGAUGCCAUUUACGGGCGAUUCGAGCGAUGACUCCAGUGACGGUGAGGACCAUGCGGUGAUGCUUACACACCACUCACACAACUCCUCGAGCACAGAAAACACGGAGACCUCGACCUCCGGCAGUGCGUCAAGCCCCUCGAAGAGCCUGAAGACCUCCUCUAGUUUAAGUCCGGCCAAGCGAAGUGGUUCUGAGAGUCCUAAGAACGCAAAGGCUCGUGUCCACAUCCAACCAUGCACAUCCACCACACAGUCCAGCCACACCAACCAACAUAUUCAACUGCAAUCUUACCAACCCCACACACUGCCCCACAACAAUCAUAAUCACCAGUUCGGGGCCUACACCCGGGCGCCCUCGAGUGGGCAGAUAACUCUACCGCGCCUCCACAGGGGCCCGAGGCACGGCCACUCCCUCCAGCCCGCCAACGCCCCCUCACUCCUCCAGCACAUGCGUGGCACAGUAAUUUCAGAUCUCUCCUUUGAAUCAGGCCUAUCGGACGACUACGCCCUUCCCCCCGACGCCGUAUCGGAGUCCACAUGCAUGGACGCCUCGAUGCCGUCAUUGCUGAUGCGACAGUCCUACGUAGAUUCACCAAGCAAAAAGAUUGAGUCGCUGGAGAAGAUGGGCCACCUGGCCAAGUUGGGUGGUAAGUUGAAGACUUGGCGCAAGCGCUGGUUCGUUUUGAAAAACGGAUCCCUCAACUACUGGAAGAGUCAACACGACGUGCAACGGAAGCCCCAGGGUCAAAUCCAACUGGACGAGGCCUGUCGAAUAAAUCGGGCGGAAGGAGCUUCCACCUUUGAGAUAGACACGGGCAAGAAGGUAUACUACCUCACGGCGGACUCGCACGCCACCAUGGACGAUUGGAUCCGAGUGCUACAGAACGUGCAACGAAGGAAUGCCACCAAGCUGCUGCUGAGUCGCGAUGACCAAAAGCCCACAGUGCAGGGUUGGGUGACCAAGGUAAAAAAUGGCCAUCCCAAGAAGUGUUGGUGUGUGUUGUUAGGCAAGAUGUUCCUUUACUUCAAGGCUCCUGCUGAGACGAAUCCGCUGGGUCAGAUCAAUAUGCGCGAUGCUCGAGUCGAGGAGGUGGAACACGUCUCUGACUCUGAUUCCGAGGAACGAGAGGACGCCGCCCAGGAUCAGGCUAGACUUACUGUUGCCAUCUUUCCGGCGCACCAGGGACCAACCUACCUGAUCCUGUCUGGCAAACCAGAGCGAGAUAACUGGCUCUAUCACCUUACCGUCGUUUCUGGCGGCGGACCAAGUGCCGGCACACAGUACGAACAGCUCGUACAGAAGCUCAUGGAGACCGACGGCGAUCCUAACUGCGUUCUGUGGCGCCAUCCUAUUCUGCUGCACACCAAAGACACCAUCACGGCCCCGCUCUCAUCUCUGCACACGGAAACGAUGCAGCCGGAGGCCAUUAAGCUCUUCAAGAGCAUUCAGCUGUUCAUGUCGGUGGCGGUCAACCAGCCUGGCAUCGACUACCACGUGGUGCUCGCCCAGAACGCUCUGCAACAUGCUCUGGAUAUGCCCGAGCUGCAGACGGAGAUGAUCUGCAUCCUAAUCAAGCAGACCUCCCGCCACAUUGGCCAGAAGCUCAGUGUCGGCGUCCAGGUAAACAAGAAGCUGGGCAAGCAAACGCGCCAACUAUUGUUGUGCGCCACCCAAAGCCUAUUCACCUGUGAUACCCAACAGGCGGGCCACGCCCAAGCCAACGGCAGUUCGCCCACCUCCAUACAGGCUCCUGCUGCCACGCCCAUAAUAGACUGCAAGAGCAACCCGCCCGCCUACAGCUUUGUCCAAGGCUGGCAGCUCCUGGCGUUAGCCGUAUCCCUCUUCGUUCCGCGCUCGAGUCGCCUUCUGUGGUACCUCAAGCUUCAUUUGUCCCGGAAUGCGGAUACCAAGACGGAAACGGGCAAGUAUGCCGCCUACUGUGAGCGUGCUCUGGAGAGGACCCUGAAAAACGGGGGCCGGGAGACGAAGCCUUCGCGGAUGGAGGUGCUGUCGAUUCUCCUUAAGAAUCCGUAUCACCACAAUCUGCCGCAUGCGAUUCCCGUGCACAUGAUGAACACCACCUACCAGGUGGUUUCCUUCGAUGGCUCCACUACCAUCGAGGAAUUCCAGGCCACCUUGGCUCACGAACUGGGUACUAGAGAUGCAAGUAAUGGGUUCUGCCUGUUCAGCGAUGAUCCGAUCGAGAAGGACCUGGAGCACUACCUAGAGCCGCUGGCGAAGCUGUGCGACGUGAUCAGCAAGUGGGAGACAGCGUUGCGGGAAAAAGGUUCAGGCAAGUUUGAGAAUUCUCGGGUGAUCCAAUUGAGCUACAAGAACCGUCUAUACUGGAAGCACACCAUCAAGUGCGAGACGGACAAAGAGCGCUUGCUUUUAUGCUACCAAACCAAUUCCCAGAUAGUCCAGGGCCGAUUCCCUCUGUCCAGAGAACUGGCUUUGGAGCUAUCCUCGCUGAUGUCGCAGAUCGACAUGGGUGACUACUCGCUGGAGAAGUCGAGAGAUGUGGGUGUGGGCCUAAAGGGUCUAGACAAGUUUUACCCGUAUCGCUAUAGGGACGCCCUGGGUGCCGAGCAACUGAAGGAUGUGCAGGAGCUGCUGGUCUCUAAGUGGAUGCUGCUUAAGGGUCGCUCCACCUUGGACUGUGUGCGCAUUUACCUCACCUGCUGUAGGAAGUGGCCUUAUUUCGGGGCCUGUUUGUUUCAGGCGAAGCCAAGACAAAGUCCAGAAUCCAACAGCGCCACGGCAACUACUCCGGUUGCUUGGUUGGCAGUAGCGGAAGAUGCCCUGAAUGUCCUUGAGCUGUCCACAAUGGCCCCGGUGGCUCGGUAUCCUUAUAGUUCUGUGAUGACCUUUGGCGGCUGCCAGGAUGACUUUAUGGUAGUAGUGUCCCACGAUGAUGGCGGAGGUUGUGAGCAAAAGCUUCUAUUUGCAAUGAGUAAGCCCAAGAUCUUGGAAAUCACGCUGCUCAUAGCGGACUACAUGAAUGCUCUGGGUCACACAGUCCCCGGAACUCCCCAGAUGAACUCCCUGACCCGGAAUGGAUCGCAUCGCUCGCUGAGAGCCUCCCAGCGUCCGGCCUUAGCUGGUGGCUCGGCAGUGGCCACAGGGUUCUCCACGAAUGCCACUACCACGGCUCACAACACGCUCAAUUCGCAUGCGACGCACACGCUUAACUCAAACCACUCGCACACGCUAAGUAGCUCUCAUCACGCCGGGGGAGGAAGUCAGCCGGGCACACUGAGUUCGGGUCACCAUCAGCACCACCAUCACCAGCAGCACCACCAGCCUGAUAUACUAAAGAGUACGCCGGAUCAUCAGAGGGUCAAGUAGAACUGAUUAGAAUCUCAGGAGGGACAUUAAUAACAAAGGAUCAUGGACAGAAGGAUACUAAUAAAACGAUGAUUCCUCAUGGAGCAAGGGUGACGGAAAAGAGUAUCAUGGAUCUUUGCUGAAGGAUCCCGCAUUGUACAUAAACGAGGAUCGCAGCUCAACAGACAUACAUAUACAACUAAACAGAUACAUAUGCAACAGCCUAGUGGCAACAAUUAUAUACAUAACGAUAGAUGGAUAACGAUAGCGAUAGCAGUAGAGAGACGACUUAGCCUGAUCGGCCUGAAAUGGACCUUAUUCUUCUUGCGCACCAUUCACUGAUGUUUUUUCUGAGCUAACAACGGUACUCGUACUCUAAAUUUAAAUUGUAAACAGCAGCAAGCAUAUACAUACAAUUUAAUUUUUUUUUUAAUAGUCCUAAGACCAACGUACCCGAAUGCACGAGGUAUGUGAAAAAACGUGAACAGAACCGGUUGACUUGUUAUUUUCCUAUUUUUUUUUUCUUUUUCUUAUUUUUUACCAACAAACAAGCAACCACAUUGCAAAACACACCAAUAUAUAUAUUAUAAUUCAGUGUUCUCGCUCUUCGAUGACUUGUAAUGAAUCUCAAUUUGUAAUUGUCCCUCCAUGCGCAAAACUGCCUUUUGAAUUUGUAGUUGUCAGAGCCAAGAACGUGAAAAACAAAAGAAUACAAACAAAACAAGCCAAAAACAAGCGAAGUAGAAUUAGCAGGAACCAAUCGAAAAAUCAAGCAAAUAUUUUGUAAAGGAUUUUUAAGCCUAGUGCAGGACGACCAUCAACCAAGCAUCCCCAUUUACAUCUAGAUAUUUACAGAUACCCCCCAAUUCGUAUGGUUUCCGCUUCAACUCGAGCAGCGAUUUUAUGGUCGACGUAUUUAAUUUUUAAACGCGUUUAAGCCUGUGCAAAGGCUAGAUGUAUACAAAAAAUUCACUCACCAGAGCUUCAGCAGAAUUAUAACAUACAUAUAUACUUUUUACGUUAGAUAAACACUCUCCCCAAUUAAUUAUUGCCCACUUUUUUACACUGCCCCCCAGAAGCAUAUGCAUUCAUAUAGUUAUAUAGAAAGGGUAUACAUGUAAUCGGAUUCGAUAUUUAACAAAAUUAUAUACACCAAAUUAACGAUAUAACAGUGUUUAUGGUAACAGCUCAUUUUUUUCCUAACUGUAAAGAUUUGAUAUUACAAAUUUAUAUGCGCCGAAGAGCAACGAAAACUGAAUCUAAACGGGAGAACCGAGCAUCUCAUUGGGAAAGAAUCGAAUAUCGAAGGCUUGCAAGUGGAUAUAAACUAUAUAGGCGAAUGUAUCACAUCACACUCCAGUGAAAUGAAAUAUAUAUAAAGGGAAAUUAACGAUUAAAACUAAACCAAAAAUG
This is a messenger RNA of Drosophila subpulchrella, 7534 nucleotides long. RefSeq lists its product as uncharacterized. Gene Ontology annotation, cellular component: cytoskeleton. Bases 587 to 6142 code for a protein of 1851 amino acids. The record is from RefSeq and is a predicted model, not a curated record. The transcript is spliced from 13 exons. NCBI's taxonomy places the organism in Eukaryota, Metazoa, Arthropoda, Insecta, Diptera, Drosophilidae.